Molecule: messenger RNA, 1144 nt
Organism: Ipomoea nil (Japanese morning glory)
Lineage: Eukaryota; Viridiplantae; Streptophyta; Magnoliopsida; Solanales; Convolvulaceae
Product: ran-binding protein 1 homolog a-like
Exons: 4
Coding region: 133-804 (223 amino acids)
Biological process (GO): nucleocytoplasmic transport
Cellular component (GO): nuclear pore; cytoplasm
Molecular function (GO): GTPase activator activity
Source: RefSeq, a predicted model, not a curated record
UCGCUGUCGCAGUCUUUUCUUUCGGAUUUCAAACCGCCCCACUACCAUAUAACCUCCUUCUUCCCUAUCAAACCCUUCUCUCUUGACUUCAAUCCUCUAAUCUCGCACUCAGAUUCCUAGAUACACACUACUAUGGCAAGCACUGAUCCCGAGCGUGAGCACAGAGACGAGGAAGAAGCCGCCGCCGCCGCGGAGGAUGAAGAUACCGGAGCUCAGGUUGCGCCUAUCAUCAAACUCGAAGAAGUUGCCGUCACCACCGGCGAGGAAAACGAAGAUUCCAUCCUCGAUUUGAAAUCGAAGCUUUAUCGGUUCGAUAAGGAAGGGAAUCAGUGGAAGGAGAGAGGCGUCGGGAGUGUCAAACUCUUGAAGCACAAGGAAACUGGAAAAGUUCGCCUUGUUAUGCGCCAGGCCAAGACUCUUAAGAUCUGCGCUAAUCAUCUCGUGCUACCGUCAAUGACAAUUCAGGAACAUGCUGGAAACGAAAAGUCUUGCUUGUGGCAUGCAGCGGAUUUUGCAGAUGGUGAACUAAAGGAUGAGCUUUUCUGCAUCCGCUUUUCAUCUGUGGAGAAUUGCAAGACUUUCAUGGAGAUGUUUCAAGAGGUUGCUGAAUCACAGAAGAAAGAAGAAAACAAAGAUGCAUCUGAUACUGCUGGACUGCUUGAGAAGUUGAGUGUUGAAGAGAAGAAGGCUGAAGAGAAAACUGAGGAGAAGGUGGAAGAGAAAAGCGAGAAAGAGACUUCUGUUGAAAGUGAGGGGAAGGCAUCAGAAGUUGCAGAGAAGAAGGAUGAGUCCUCUUCAACUUAAAGUAUGCACAUGCAAUGUUCGUUGCCCUUGGUCAAAAUAUAAGGGAUGAUGAUUUUUUCGCGGGGAGUGUUUGGGUUUCUUGGUCUGUCAUUUUAGUCAGUCUAAUGUUCUGGCAAACUCAGGGGAGGGGAAGGGGUUGGGGGAUUGGGUUUGGAUUUCUUAAUCUGUCGUUUUAGUCUGUGUAAUGCUCUGGCAUACUUUUGAGUUUAAGGUUAAGGUCUCAUUCUGGUUACAAGGUAUUUGCGCCAGGCAUAACACAAAUUCAUGCCUUAUAUAAUAUUUAUCUGCUUAGAUGUAUGCUCUCUUGUCCAUGUCUCACUUCCAAGGCUUUUUCAGUUUU